UUCAAAUCCGUCAAAUCUCUCAUCAAACUCAACAAAGUCUGCAUCGAUAAUCACAUAUUCCAACUUCAUUAUAAAGCGACCGUCUGCCUACUCAUGGCUUGCUCAAUAAUGGUGACAGCGAAGCAAUUUUUUGGCGAUCCAAUAACUUGCAUUACAGAUGAAAUUCCGCAAAAAGUUAUGGACACUUAUUGUUGGAUUCAGUCGACUUUUACGUUGCCACAUCAAUUGGAUCGAGUUGCUGGUGAGGAGGUGGCUCAUGAUGGUGUUGGAAGUUACGUUGAUGGACAACAUGAAAAAAAGUAUCACAAAUAUUAUCAAUGGGUUGUGUUUAUGCUGUUUUUUCAAGCAAUGUGCUUCUACGUUCCUCACUACCUUUGGAAAAUCUGGGAAUCAAAUCGCGUCCGCAAUCUCGUCAGUGACCUUAACAAUCCAAUCCUGGAAGAUGAAAAAAAGACAAAGCAGCUCAAGAGUCUCACAAUGUACCUAAAAGAUAACUUCCGUUUCCACAAAUGGUACGCAGCUCGAUUCUUUAUAUGCGAGAUGCUCAACUUUGUGAAUGUUGUUGUGCAAAUUUGGCUUGUUGAUCGAUUUUUAGACUAUGAAUUUUCAAAUUAUGGAACUGAGGUGCUGUCAUUUACUGAAAUGGAUUCGGAAUAUCGAACGGAUCCAAUGACUAGGAUAUUUCCAAAAGUGACUAAGUGCAUAUUUCAUAAGUAUGGCGCAUCUGGGUCGAUUCAGACGUUUGAUUCACUGUGCAUUCUUCCUCUCAACAUAAUCAAUGAGAAGAUCUACAUCAUCCUCUGGUUCUGGUACAUGUUCCUUGCAGUCGUCACCGGCUUCUCAAUCAUCUACCGUUGCAUCCUUUGCAGCAGCCCACAAUUUCGACUUCAAACAUUGCGGAUGAGAAACCGAAUCGUUGAUUUUCAUAUACUUGAGUCGGUAUUUAAUCAUGGAGACAUUGGAGAUUGGUUCCUGUUUCUGUUGUUGGCUAGAAAUAUUGAUCAAUUAACUUACAGGCAGCUGAUUGAGCAGCUUGAUGUUUCAAUUACAAAGAAGACUGAUCGGGAAUCUUUUACAAUUUCUAUGGACAAUGAAAGGGAAUCUAAAGAUGAAGUUGGAAUGCUUAAGAUUGAAAAGGUUGACGAUUUUAAAAAAUUUUGA
Chironomus riparius is the source of this 1161-nucleotide messenger RNA. Lineage: Eukaryota; Metazoa; Arthropoda; Insecta; Diptera; Chironomidae. The record is from the annotation of a GenBank genome assembly.